AGGAAGACGACGAGGGGAGGAAGAAGGAAGAAGGUAGAAAAGAGAAGAAAGGAGGUUUUACUAGGGCUUUACAUGAGAAAUCCCCCUUCUUCCCACGAAACCAGCGUGACUCCGACACGCUCUUCUUAGCUCUUCUUCCUUAAAUUCCGACAACAACAGUCAUCCCCAAUUCGCCAUCCACCAGAUCAGAGCACAGAGCAGCGAGAUGAAUCACGUGCUCAGGAGGAGCUCCGGUUCUCUCGGGCCCGCCCUGAGAUCUCUCCCCCACCACCUCCGCCGCGACUCCUCCUCCCCCGCCGCCGCCGCCCGCGCCCUCUCGACCGCCCCGUCGUUCCUCCCGCCGCGCCACCGCCCGCUGCCCCCUCUCCUCCCUCCCUCGCCGCCGUUCGCCGCCACCUCCGUCCGGCACCUCCGCGUCGGCCGCGACCCCAGCACCGGAUAUGAGAUAACGCCCCCGAUGAAUUGGGGGGUUCGGAUUGUGCCGCAGCAGAGGGCUUUUGUGAUCGAGCGGUUCGGCAAGUAUGUGAAGACCCUAACUUCGGGAAUCCAUUUCUUGAUUCCUUUCGUCGAUCGAAUAGCUUACGUGCAUUCGCUCAAGGAAGAGGCCAUUCCUAUCCCGGACCAGUCUGCUAUUACCAAAGACAAUGUCAGCAUUUUGAUUGACGGAGUGCUUUACGUUAAGAUUGUGGAUCCUUACAACGCUUCUUAUGGCGUUGAAAAUCCCAUAUAUGCAGUUAUUCAGCUAGCUCAGACGACGAUGCGUAGUGAGCUUGGGAAAAUAACGCUUGACAAGACAUUUGAGGAGCGGGACACGCUUAAUGAAAAGAUAGUGGAGUCCAUUAACGUGGCUGCCUUAGACUGGGGUUUGAAAUGUCUUCGUUAUGAAAUACGGGACAUAUCUCCUCCUCGUGGUGUGAGGCAAGCUAUGGAGAUGCAAGCAGAAGCUGAGCGUAAGAAACGAGCCCAAAUCCUGGAGUCUGAAGGAGAAAGACAGUCGAACAUCAAUAUUGCGGAUGGUAAAAAGAGUGCUGUAAUCCUAGAGUCAGAAGCGGCAAAGAUGGAUCAAGUUAAUAGAGCUCAUGGAGAGGCAGAAGCCAUCCUUGCUAGGGCACAAGCAACAGCAAAAGGAAUUGUUCUGGUAUCUGAUGCUCUUAAGGAGACUGGAGGUGUUGAAGCGGCUAGUUUGAGGAUUGCUGAACAAUAUAUCCAGGCCUUUGGAAACAUUGCCAAAGAGGGCACAACGUUGUUGCUUCCUAGCUCCACUGCCAAUCCAGCUAACAUGAUGGCACAGGCUUUGACAAUGUACAAAAGCCUAAUUGGCAAGGCCCCAGGGAAUGCUCCAAGUGGAGGAGGCUCUUCAUCUCAGUUGACUGAAAGCUCAGAUGACAACACUUCUUCCUCGGGAAAGGCUGUGGACAAGAUUCCCGUGAUUUCUAGAAGAGAUAGUAUGGAACAGCGUGAGCCAACAUUUUCGCUUCAAAGUCCUCUGAAGGAGAGUAGAAGUAAUCACACAGGACAAUUCGGAAAGAGAACAUAGUUUUUCCUGCAAAACUGUUGCGGCUGAUGUUCCCUUGUUUCUGGUUUCUCAUUUCCUCACAGCAAGUCAAAACCAGUUUUGAACUGUACUUCGCAAAGAAGGUUACAUUGGCUUUUGGGAAAAUUAGGAUCUUCUUCAGACGACCAACGUGCACAUUUCCUUUUGGAGGUGGUGGAUUUUGUUCUACAAGUUGCUCUUCUAUCCGUUGAGAUGGACUUUAAUGAAGAAAUUGAAAUCAUUUUCCCAUUAACUGUGAUGCAUGGCCUCAUUUUGGUCAAUAAAGCUCACGUUCUGCAGUGCAA
Eucalyptus grandis is the source of this 1839-nucleotide messenger RNA. RefSeq names its product stomatin-like protein 2, mitochondrial. NCBI's taxonomy places the organism in Eukaryota, Viridiplantae, Streptophyta, Magnoliopsida, Myrtales, Myrtaceae. Bases 206 to 1537 code for a protein of 443 amino acids. The transcript has 9 exons. Gene Ontology annotation, cellular component: membrane. The record is from RefSeq and is a predicted model, not a curated record.